Messenger RNA from Rangifer tarandus platyrhynchus (Svalbard reindeer), 345 nucleotides. NCBI's taxonomy places the organism in Eukaryota, Metazoa, Chordata, Mammalia, Artiodactyla, Cervidae. The record is from the annotation of a GenBank genome assembly.
AUGUAUUAUAAGUUCAGUGGCUUCACGCAGAAAUUGGCUGGAGCAUGGGCUUCCGACGCCUAUAGCCCUCAGGGAUUAAGGCCUGUUGUUUCCACAGAAGCACCGCCUAUCAUAUUUGCCACACCAACUAAACUGAGCUCCAGUUCUAUUGCAUAUGAUUAUGCUGGGAAAAACACAGUUCCAGAGCUGCAGAAGUUUUUCCAGAAAUCUGACGGUGUGCCUAUCCACCUGAAACGAGGCCGGCCUGACCAAAUGCUGUACCGGACCACCGUGGCGCUGACAGUGGGAGGGACCAUCUACUGCCUGAUCGCCCUCUACAUGGCCUCACGGCCCAGAAACAAAUGA